AAUGUGCAAGUGAUGGUAUGAAUACUAUUGUUGUUAGUGGUACUGAGACAGUGGUCGUGCGUGUGUGAUCAAGCUCAGGGAGAAGUUGAUUCUUGCCUGUUCAGCUCUUGCUGACGUGCAAGUUUGGCGUCCCUCCUUGUGGUUGGGUCGGAAGACCAAGGCUAUCUUGAGAGCACGUCUGUGAGUCAGGCUGGGAGUUUUUGCUAGCAGGAAGUCGCACCGUUGGAGCGCACGAAUGGAAUGAUGGCUCUCGUUUGCCCCUUGUAGAAAGCAGCCUCCUGGAGAGCAGCAGAGCAGCAGGCUGUCUGCGCUAUGGCCGCUGAGCUGCAUUUCUCGCCCCCUGAGAUCCCUGAGCCCACGCUGAUGGAGAACGUGCUGCGCUACGGCCUCUUCUUUGGAGCCGUUUUCCAGCUUGUGUGCGUGUUGGCCAUAAUGCUGCCAGUUCCCAAGUGCCCAGAGACAGACUCGGACGGCUUGGAGUCUAAGACUUGGGAGACGGUGAAGAAACCAAAGGCAAGUGCUGCACAGCUGAGCAAGAAAGCCAAGAAGGAAAGCAAAAAGAAACGGUGAGGGCUUGAGCGCUAAGCCUCAAAGGCCAAAGGGAGCAGCGGGAAUGCUUCGUGAGAGGUGCUCCAAAGGCAGCGCACUGUACGUCUGGUUUUGUGGCGUGGCCGUGCUUUCCCUUGCAUGGACAUUGGAGAGGAACUGAGGAAGCUGGAAGGGCUUCUGAUGCGUGACCAACAAAUCGGACUUUGCCUGUGCGGGAUUUCAUGUGUGGCAAGAGCUGGGG
This is a messenger RNA of Lagopus muta (rock ptarmigan), 790 nucleotides long. RefSeq names its product protein MANBAL-like. Bases 313 to 570 code for a protein of 85 amino acids. The record is from RefSeq and is a predicted model, not a curated record. Gene Ontology annotation, cellular component: membrane. NCBI's taxonomy places the organism in Eukaryota, Metazoa, Chordata, Aves, Galliformes, Phasianidae. The transcript is spliced from 2 exons.